Messenger RNA from Darwinula stevensoni, 4060 nucleotides. The record is from the annotation of a GenBank genome assembly. Lineage: Eukaryota; Metazoa; Arthropoda; Ostracoda; Podocopida; Darwinulidae.
GUGCUUUUCAGUUUGUGCUGUUUUCUUAACUCUGGCCUUGAUGUUGGACAUCCUGGACUAAAAAAAUAGUUAGUUCCAUAAACUGUGAACAUUCUAAAAAAAGAAUGCAAGGAGAUGGAUCUGGAUGGAAGAGCAAAAAAGACUCUUCGCCAAAAGGCUUCAGGAAAGGGUCAUCAAGGAAGAAGGGAAGCUUGAGAAGCCGCUUCUCUCUCCAACAAAUUCUCUACAGCCCACUCUUGAACCCACAAAGGAGGCGACUUCUGCAAGGAAAGCAGGAACCUUCACAUCCUCCCCCUACAUUUGAAGAGCAUGCUUCAUCUAAGAAGAGACCGUCUAGAGAUGUGGAAUGGGAAAAUCGGUCAGAUAGAGAAUCAUCUGAUCGCACUUGCACAUUAUCUCCAGCUGAUGUUCAUCCUGUAUAUUUGGAUGCAGACAAGAAGCGUCCACGGUUGAUGGAGUGCCCUCCCCGUUUGCUGGAAUGCCCAUUAUGCCUUGGGCUUGUGAGUAUGGAUGCAUUCUAUUCCCUAACUACUUGUGGCCACAUGGCAUGCAAUCUCUGCAUACGAACAUAUCUCACCAUUGAGAUCUCUGAAGCUCGAAUUCUCCUUUGCUUUGAGUGCCCUGAACUCAUUCAUCCCAAUGAUGUACAGCGUGCUGUCAAAGAUGAUAUCUUGAUAUCAAAAUAUGAGGAAUUCAUGUUGCGAAGAGUCCUUGCUCUUGAUCCUGACACACGGUGGUGCCCAGCACCUGAUUGCACGUUUGCAGUGAUAGCAGCAGGUUGUGCAUCUUGCCCAAAGCUACAUUGUGAACGACCAGGAUGCAACACCUCCUUCUGUUAUCACUGCAAGGCCUAUUGGCACCCAAAUCAAACUUGUGAUAGUGCCCGAGCUGCUCGAUCUCCAAAUUUUCGCACUUCAUCCACAUUCAGCUUCUCAUAUGACCCAUCUGUCCUGAGAGAGCUAGUGAAGGCAUGUCCUCGAUGCCAGGCUCUCAUCAUGAAGCAAGAUGAUGGGUCAUGCAAUCACAUGACUUGUAGUGUAUGUGGCACUGAGUUUUGCUGGCUUUGCAUGAAGGAAAUCUCUGACCUUCACUACUUGAGCCCAUCUGGAUGCACCUUUUGGGGAAAGAAGCCCUGGUCACGGAAGAAGAAGAUCCUCUGGCAAAUUGGGACUUUGAUUGGAGCCCCUAUUGGCAUAGCUCUUGUGGCUGGAAUUGCAGUACCUGCUAUGGUCAUAGGCAUUCCUGUUUGGGUUGGAAGGAAGAUAUACCAGAAGUACAGGCAUUCAAAUAAGCACAAACGGAACCUGGCCAUUUUUGGAGGCGUUUCAUGGGCUGUUGUGAUAUCACCACUCAUGGCUGGGCUUGCUGUUGGGAUUGGUGUCCCAAUUCUGCUUGCCUAUGUCUAUGGAGUAGUACCUGUUUCCCUGUGUCGAGCUGGCAUGUGUGGUGUGUCCACCUCUCCAUCAGGUGUUAAGCUAGACUUUGAUGAAGAAGACCCAUCUGAUGUGCUGGGAACUUUUGGUUCACGUGCUCAUGACACUCAGAGUGUGGAUACUGGACAUCGUGUGGGGAAUCCUUCAAUUGGAGAAGCUUCCAUUGGGCUCUCCUUGAGUCUCAGCAUGGGAGAUGCUUCAAGCAUGCAGACUGCUGAUAGAGAAAGUGCCAGUGUCACUGCUCUUGGUGGUAGCAUUGCUUCCAGUGCUCUACACAACCGGUUAGAGGUCCAGGCAGAUGUGUCAACCACAUAUGAGCCACAUAAGAGGUCCUCAGUCAGUAGCGAGAGCGUAUCAGCUAUUGGAAGUGUGUCAGAUCGUCAUUCAGCCAUUGUAUCUGUGCCAGAAGACAGGGCCAGUAAUGUUGCUUUAGCUGGCUCUGUCCUCUCAUACAAGUUGGUGAAUGAGACUACUAGCCGAACACCUGUGGACAGCUUGAGCAUGAGAAGUGAGGAAACAUCAUUUUCAACUAACAUGCGGUUGGAUUCCAUGAGUGUUAGAAGUGGUGACACUGUUCCGCACCCUCCUUCUUUGAGUCCUGUCUCCAGUUUCUCUGGAGAUGAGAUCCUUGUCAGCUGUGGAAGGAGAAGCACACGUCGCAGGAUUCACAUUCACCGCCAGUUGAGUGAGUCAGCUGGGAGUAUGGGAAGUGGGGAAGGUGAGGGAGAGGAUGGUGUAUCAGAACGUGUACGGUUUGAUGACAAUGUCUCCUUCAUUGAUGAUCAUCCAGUCAUGGAGGAGGAACAAGAGUACCAGUUAGCAGAUCCUGCCCUUCAUACUGUCUAUAUUAGUAACAUCUCUGCCCCUCAGACAGUGAAACUCUAUGUCCCAUUCCUGAGCGAACCCAGCUCACCUGUCGCAGAGGCCAACGAACUCAAGACGUCCUAUUCCUGCUCUGACCUCCAGCAGUCAUCUAAUUGACUUCAGCCUCUUCCAUUUUCCCACCUACCCUUGUCUGUUUUGAUUCAUGAACAGCACAACCCUAGGGAUUGAUGGCUUCUGUUGUAUCUGUAGCAAGAGUCUUAAGUCUCCAUCCCAGAGGAGUUGUCAGAGAUGGUGAUAUGUGGUUGCCAAAUUUAAGCUUGUUUUUUUUUUUUCUUUCUGUCUCUCCUUGCGGUCAUUGCAGGGCAUCUCAUAGCAUUCCCAGCAGUACUUUGCUUGUGUGGAGCUGAGUUCAUCAACCUGGCUCUGUAUAGGAUGCAUGGAAUAGAGCCUCUUCCUGCCAUCAGAUUUAAUUUUUUUUUAAUUCAGCAAAGGAUUCAGAAUUUCCAGGAUUUUCACUUUAUAAUACUAGAAGAAUCUCCUACCAUGAAAAUGCAGCUAAGCAAGAAGUCUGUGGAUUUCUGUGAUUGUGUUCCUACAAAGGUCUGUAUCUUGUCUCUUAGAGUUAUGCAACCUGGAAAGAUGACAUUGAGGCAAAAUUAUUUUCUACCUGUGGUCCUUUUAGAGGCAUUGGUAUCUGAAAGAGGGAAAAGGAAAUGAUAGAAUCAUCCCUCCUCUGUGGUAGUCAUUUGAUGAGCAGCACACUUUCAUAUUUCUGCAUAUUUGAAAGCCUCACUCUGAAAUGAUCACCAUAUGGCUUCUUUACCCGUCAGUCUUCUUUCCUGUUCCAGUGCACUAUGAGUCAUUGCAGUUGAUCAUAGUUCUGUCAAUGCUGACAUAUGCCUAAUAUAUUCAGCAAUUUCAUCCAUACUACUGUAUUCUGGAUGAUGUUAUAAGAACAGUUGGGUAUUCUAGAGACAGCCUGGAAGAAUGAUGACACAUUUUAGAGCAAGAGAUGGUGUUUUAAGAUGCAUAUGGAAUCCAGAUUGAAUAAUAAGUGAACUAAUGGGCUGCUUAACACGGAACCACCCCCAACUGUUUUCCAUGUGUAUGAAUCUAGUUUGUUUCUUUAAUCCUCAGUGGCCCCCAUAUGGUUUUCAUUUGUCUUUGUUAGUGCAAGUUGCUAAAAAAAAAAAUACAGAUUUGAUGCAUUUCCUUGGGAAAAUAACAUGUUCAAAUGCACUAUGGAAGAAUCUUGUCCCAAACUGCCUUAAAUUUGAAAACAACCUGAAGCAUACAGUUCCUCCCUUGAUCUGCAAUAACAUGAAGUUUAAAAGCAAGAUAAGAACACCUACAGGUCCAUUGUGAGAUCCCUUUGUCCAUGGUGCAGUUCUCAUUUCCUUCUCUCUGGUUCCUUUGAGCAUAGAACUUGUAUUAUGAAGUCAAUGGUACUUUGUGGAAGAAGUCUUUUGAUGUGUGUGAGAGUGAAUAAGACCCCACAAUCCAAUUUGGUCAUUGUGAUACUUGCCCUUUCUUUGGAUCAAGGAUGCCAAGCUGGCACAUUUACCAGCAUUAGAUAAGUUCAUUUCUGCUACUGUAAAUAUAGUAUAUGUUAUCCUGUCAAAAGAAGACUAAAAACAGAUUAUUAUUCAUUUUCAAUGGCAGUAAUGUUAUUGAGAGGAUUUUUGCAAUGUGAUCCUGUUAGGAUCAGGUUGCAUCUUUGUUUUCAGACUGGUCUGAUGUCAACAAUGGAGCCCUUUCCAGGGCUAUAGGGAAAUUCAGUAAUAAAUUUCUUUGGGAGCACA